Molecule: messenger RNA, 574 nt
Organism: Hydatigera taeniaeformis
Lineage: Eukaryota; Metazoa; Platyhelminthes; Cestoda; Cyclophyllidea; Taeniidae
Source: the annotation of a GenBank genome assembly
GAAAGCUGCAAUGAAGCUGUUUUCUCUACAAGUUCUUUACAAAGCCGACACGAAACCGAAAUUGCUGCAGGGCGCUUACGAGCUCUCUAGCUUCAGCUUUUUUCAGCGCGGUAGUGUUCAAGAAUUUCUGGAUUUCACUGCAAAGCUAGUCUGUGAAAGAACAGCAGUUUGCAAAUAUUUUUGCCACAUAUUUGUUCGUCAUGAUAAGCUAUGUGCGGUUGUCUUCUCCGACCAGGAGUACCCUCAAAGAGUGGCGCAGACGCUACUAACGAAGGUCUUAGAGGACUUCAGCACCGAGUAUUCGCCGUCCACAUGGGCUACUAUGUCUGCUGGAGGAGCCAACAUGCGAAAGCUAGGCGAGUACCUCAUCAAAUAUCAAGAUCCCUGUCAAGCUGAUAGCUUGUCAAAGUUGCAAGCCGAUGUGGAGGAUACAACUCAAAUUCUUCAUCAAACUCUCGAGACGUUAAUCGAACGCGGUGAAAAACUUGAUGAUUUGGUAAUCAAGUCGGAAGAUCUCAGUUCUCAAUCCAAACUUUUCUAUCAGACGGUAAAUACUCUUCUCAUGUUUUUUUAA